Molecule: messenger RNA, 372 nt
Organism: Entrophospora candida
Lineage: Eukaryota; Fungi; Glomeromycota; Glomeromycetes; Entrophosporales; Entrophosporaceae
Source: the annotation of a GenBank genome assembly
AUGCCACCAAAUGAUGGCAUGGUGAAAAACAAUGACGAAAGUCAUAUUACUGACAAUCCUGAUGUAGAUGUAGUUGGUGAGGUUAUUGAGAAAAUUCAUAACUAUGGAGAAACUUGGUCUGAUUUUUGUAUGAUAUUUCCUACUGAAGUAGCUCGUAGAAGAAGUUAUUUAAGAGAAGGCAAAAUUGAAGAUAAUUUAACCCUAAAAGAAAUCUUAGAAAAAGGUUAUGAAGGAUGUGAUUCAAUCAAACCAAGUUGUUAUGAUUAUUAUGACCUUCAACAUCUUUCUCUGGAUGAAUUAAUUAGUAGUCGGAGUGAAUUAACUUUUAAAACUAAGGCAUUAGAAGCAGAACAAGAAAAAUUGGAAACAGAG